AUAGCCCAUCGACCAGCCAACAGGGUUUUUCCACAAGCAAGCAAAGAGAGUGCAGCAAACCCCAAGCAAGAAAGAAUAAACAACGUAGAACUUGUAGAAGUCAGCAUCCGUGAGCACUGAAGAACCGUAACAGCAAACCCAACACAUCAUUAUGGCAUCUGAUCAGUCUUCCUUACCUCCAGGUGACCCUAUUUGCCCAGGGUGUCAGGCCGAGGGGUCUCUCCUGCUCCCCUGUGGACACAGUUUAUGCCAGUCUUGUUUACAGUUGUGCCAGCUCGAGCUCGGACAUGAGCAGCAAAUAUGCACAGAGUGUUAUGGACGAGAGCUGCUUGAAAAUGUCCUCACAGGUCUAUUUGACACCAUAUUUCAAGGUCAACCUCGACGGGACAUGACCCAAGCCGAGCUGGGACUAGAGUUGAUUGGGGAAGACAAUGCCAGGGGUGAAAGUGUUACUGCAUGUGCUAGGCAUGGUGAAAGACUGACUCUGUUCUGCAUGGAGGAUGAGGAGCUGAUCUGUAAUCAGUGCCAGGCAGAAGACCACGAGGGUCAUGAAUGUAACAGUACAGAGGAGGCAGCUCAAGAGUGCAAGAGAGAGCUGAGGUUUGCAUUGAGGCCUUUACAAGAGAAGCUGGAGAACUUAACCACAGCCAAGCAAAUCUGCCAAGAGACAGCAGAUCACAUCAGGAGGCAGACCCAGCAUACAGUACGGCUGAUAAAGGCUGACUUUGAGAAGCUACAGCAGUUCCUCCGGGACGAGGAGGCGUCCAUGCUCACAGCUCUGAAGGAGGAAGAGGAGCAAAAGAGUCGCAGAAUGAAGGAGAAGAUAGACAGGCUAACACAGGAGAUUACGUCUCUAAAUGAAACCAUUAAAACCACCGAGGAGGCCAUUGCUUAUGAAGACUUUGAAUUUCUAAAGAACUACAAGAAGGCAUCUGAUUGUUACAGGGUGGAAUGCACACCACAGGAUCUUAAAGAGAUGAGCGGAGCUCUGAUUGACGUGGCCAAACACCUGAACAGCCUCAAAUUCAGAGUCUGGGAGAAAAUGCAGACUGUUGUCACAUACACUCCAGUGACCCUCGACCCCAACACAGCAGAUGCGUGCCUCUCUCUAUCUGAUGACCUCACUGUCCUGCGCUACACAGAUGAAGAGCAGCAGGUACCCGAUAACCCAGAGCGCUUCUGCUACUACGAGUGUGUGAUCGGGUCCGAGGCCUUGGGGACAGGUCGCCACAGCUGGGAUGUGGAAGUUGGCGACAACACAGAGUGGGCACUCGGGGUGGUGUACGACAGUGUGCAACGGAAGGAGUGGUUCCCACCUAGUCCAGAACAUGGCAUGUGGACCAUGUGCCUGAACGGAGGUCACUAUAGGGCACCGAACUCUACCAGCCAGCCGAUCCCAGUUAAGAAGAAACCACAAAGAGUACGAGUUCAGCUGGAUUGGGAUGUGGGGAGGGUCAUGUUCUCAGAUGCUGCAGAUAACACACUAAUGUACAAGUUUAAAGCUAAAUUCACUGAGAAGCUCUAUCCGUUUUUCUCCAACGCAUGUAAAAGGCAUCCGCUGCGCAUCCUUCCUGAGAAAGUGUCUGUGUAUACAGAAUAGCUCAGGAAAGACCACAGAGUGAGUGUUGAGAGGUUGCAGAAUAAUGUCAUAUGUAUUGUUGAUGCAUAUACACCGAUCAGACAUAACAUUAUGACCACCUGCCUAAUAUUGCGUCGGUCCCUUUUUUUUGCUGCCAAAACAGCCCUGACCCAUCAGGGCAUGGACUUCACUAGAUCCCUGAAGGUGCGCUGUGGUAUCUGGCGCCAAGAUUGACUUACAGGACUUAAAAGAUACUUUUAAGACUUUUACUUUACCCCACAGAGCUGCAGAGCUGCAGUUUUGGAAAUGCUCUGAUCCAGUGGUCUAGCCAUCACAAUCUGGCCCUUGUCAAACUCAAAUCCUUACACUUGUCCAUUUUUCCUGCUUCUAACACAUCAACUUUGAGGACAAAAUGUUCACUUGCUGCCUAAUAUAUCCCACCCACUAACAGGUGCCAUGAUGAGGAGAUCGUUCACUGACGAUCUGGCAGUGAAUCAUAAUGUUAUGCCUGAUCGGUGUAUACAGUAAAAUAGGAAGACAGAUAUAAGAAUUUCUGAAAUAUUAUGGUAUAGUGGUAUCUAUUCACAGCAAGUUAAAACUGUAUUUAUACACUGCAUUAGAUUAUAUAAUAAAUGCUUAAUAAUCCUCCUGUAUUGAUCUUAAAAUAUGGAAAAAUGCGGCCUUUACCAUAGGGAAAAAAAAGAAAGAAAACAUGAACCGAACUCAAUCGUAUACUGAUGCUGGGCAUCGGUACUUGUAGUCCUUUACUAGGCGUGAGCAAUAGUCUGAUGAACUAGGUUUAUUACGAUAAAUUCAUAUCAGGAUGCACUUUUCGAAGGAUUUUGUUAUCAGUCAUUUUUAAGUAUCUUCAUUCUUAAUCCUUAACAAAAAUGAAAUUGUAAGAUAUGCACAUGUGGAAUAUAAAAUUUUUACAGAUUAUGCAAUACAAUAGAGAGCUAUACAUGUAGGCGUUAUUUAUGAAUACUAAUUACUCCAUUUAUAUACAAAUAUAUGAACAGAAUUUGUAAUGAAAAGUUAUUGUUGUGUCUGCACAAAUGGAUCACUUCUAAGAUUAAACCUGCUCACUCAGUGUAAUACAUAAAGCCAUUAAACACUAUAGAUGGUAGUCUGGAAUGUUAAACAAAGGUAACAGGAAGCUAUUAUUUUCUACAGUAGUUGACUCUGUUUCAGUAUUAUGAUAAUUGUGCACUAUUUUUGAUGUCAGUUACGCACGAAACAGUACACACUGAAUGUGUACCACAGCAAAGCACUAUUAUGUUCAGACAUGGAGACAGGAGAGAAUUGCAUGCAGAAUAUUUCAUUUGUUUCACGAUCAUUAAAAACAAUAACAAACAGCCUGGAAUGUGUAUAUGUGAUGUGGCAUGGACAUAUACAGUGCCAAAUAUCUACCUGUUAUAUUGUUAUGUUAGGACAAAUAUCUACAAAUGGCAAGCAAUGUACAUUUAUCUUUCUUAUAGUAUUAUUUGUGCACUCAUGUGCACUCAUGAAUGCUCUUUAACUUUGCUUAAGCAAAAUCUAACACGGAUUAACUAUAGCAUGAAUAAGCAGUGAUGAAAUGGCCGGUGUUUACGCUUUAGCUGAACGGACUCUUGAGACAAGUAUAUCCUCACAUAUGCACCUGUCUCUUCUCAUCAGCAGUAACCCUUCUGUAAUCUGUCGCGCCCUUUCCAAGGACUUUUAGCACACAGAGGCAUUUUUAAGUGUUUGUAUUAAAUAUAGCUGAGCCGGGCCAUGAGGGAGGGAAUAUGUCAGCUACUAAAUAGUGAUAAAGGAAGUGAAGAGAGCUUCUGUGUUAUUAUUAUUGUUGGUUUCAGAGAUGAACAAAUUAUAAUUUGCACAAAGCUCCAGUGUGCUUACCCAGUCCCAUGUAUUUUUUCUUGGGGGCUAAAAAAUUGUAGCUAUAAUGUAAUGUAAUAUAUUAUUAAGAUCUAUCUAUCUAUCUAUCUAUCUAUCUAUCUAUCUAUCUAUCUAUCUAUCUAUCUAUCUAUCUAUCUAUCUAUCUAUCUAUCUACAACAUGAUGUAGUUGGCUAUAAACUGUAGUUUUCUCCCUUUGCACUGCAAUUAAAUGUGUCAGGAACUACUGGGACAAUUCCCUGCCAGACCACUAGAGGGGGCAGGUUGCUACAGCUUUUUUUUAACGUCAUGUGGUUAUAUCAUGUGUUUCCCCAUGUAUGUGGUCACCUGUUUCCCAUUAUACCAAAUGUGUUGCCCUAUGUCUAGCUCUCCUUUAGUCAAGUCAUUGUUCAAUAUCAUGUUUGGUUUUUAGGCACUUUGUUACGUUUAUCCAUGUUGUGUCUUUUGUUUCACAUCUUCAAGUAUCCAUGUUUCGUUGAUUUCAUGUCAUGUUUAAGUUACGUCAUGUUGUUAGGUCGCUUUAGUUGAAUAAAAACAAGUACUCUUUUAACCUGCACUUGUGGUGUGAUCGAAUGCUAUGGAAUUUCCAGGUUCGAGCCCCACCUCUGGCGGCGUCUCCCAUCGUGACAAAAUUGUGCUAGCAGGAGAAUUACACCAAUGCCCUGCAUAUCAUUAUAUUUUGCUUAGUUUUGUUAGUGUUUCCUCAUAUCUAUCUAAACUAUCUAAAAAAAAUAUUGUCUGUCAUCAGUGCAUGCUAACUAACCCAUGUACUAAAAUGGGAUGCGUGUGGUGCAUAAG
Hemibagrus wyckioides is the source of this 4253-nucleotide messenger RNA. Its product is annotated as E3 ubiquitin-protein ligase TRIM39. The coding region runs from base 152 to 1600 and encodes 482 amino acids. Lineage: Eukaryota; Metazoa; Chordata; Actinopteri; Siluriformes; Bagridae. Gene Ontology annotation, molecular function: zinc ion binding; protein binding. The record is from RefSeq and is a predicted model, not a curated record. The transcript is spliced from 6 exons.